Molecule: messenger RNA, 6002 nt
Organism: Synchiropus splendidus (mandarinfish)
Lineage: Eukaryota; Metazoa; Chordata; Actinopteri; Syngnathiformes; Callionymidae
Gene: camsap3
Product: calmodulin regulated spectrin-associated protein family, member 3
Exons: 18
Coding region: 395-4639 (1414 amino acids)
Biological process (GO): neuron projection development; negative regulation of microtubule depolymerization; cytoplasmic microtubule organization
Cellular component (GO): microtubule minus-end
Molecular function (GO): microtubule minus-end binding; calmodulin binding; spectrin binding
Source: RefSeq, a predicted model, not a curated record
GAUUUCAGUUGAGCUGCGUACUGUAAACUGACUACACAGCAAUGCGGACAAAGAAGGCAAAACAUGGGGGAAUAAUGCGUUUUAUGCUCUCCGGGCCGGUCGGAAUGUUGUUUGGAAGUGAAGUGUAAUCCGGGAGGGAUUUAUAACCACGCCAAAACGGACGUUAACGGACUUGGAAGCGGCACCGGGCGGAUAUUUUCCCGACAAACCCUCUUCCACAUCCGUGUUCCCGGACUUCAUUUGGGAUAGUGGACUGGUGCAACAAUGAUAGCGUGACUAUUGCCCCGCCGGUGGCCGUCUUUGCUAGCGUAGCUACACAUUUCCAACAUAGUCGCCAUGGUGGACUCCGUCAGGAAGACUUUUGUUGUGCCCGACAUUCAGCCUCUGGACGUCUAUGACAGCACGAAAGCGAGAAUUUGCUCCAGCGUCGCCUGGCUCUUGGCAAAGUCGUACAGCAGCGCAGGUACGUUUGACUCGCAGGCCUGAGAAUGUCCCUGCUGAGCUGCGUGACCCCUUCUACUGUGACCAAUAUGAGCAGGAGCACCUUAAACCUCCAGUUGCGCGCCUUCUACAAUCAUCGGAGCUUUACUGUCGCACCUACAGCCUUUUACUGGUGAACACAGAAAAUGAGGCGCAGCCUAAAGACAAUGUUGCGCUGCUGCAGCUCUUCACAAAGAAGGGAAUUGUCCCAAAAGACCGGGACAUGCCGGUCACGGAUGCAGACCUUCGACAGAAGCCCAUUAAAAUGAGCGCUCACCUGGCGGUGAUGGACGCCCUGAUGGCCGUGGGAGCCAUGGAGACGGUGACUAUGGUGAAGACGUGCGGUUCUGCUGACCUCCUGGGAGCGGAAUCUAAGUGGGAGGAUGCUCUGCUUUACUGGAUUAACAAGUUGAACCAGAAGCUGAGAGAGCGAACUGAAGCAGCCCAUAAUGAAGCAGACAACACUGUUGGAGACCAGCAGCCACUUCAGCCCACUUGUCCUACUCGCUGGUAUUGGAAACUUGUUCCUAUUCGCUACAGAAAGGAUAUAAUCCAGUCCAAACAUAAGCCUGUGUUUCCAUCGGUCACUGAAGUUUCAGACCUGUCCAGUGGCUGUGCUGUCGCGGCGGUCAUCCACUACUAUUGUCCUGGCCUGCUCCGGCUGGAAGAUGUUUGCAUGAAGGAAUCAAUGACAGCUGCAGACAGUUUGUACAACCUGCAGUUAAUUCGGGAAUUCUGCGAGAGUUGUCUGAAGAGCUGUUGUCACCUGGCACUGGAGGAUAUGUUUUACACGCCUCAGGAGCUCAAGAGCAAUCUGCUGAGUUUCCUGGCAGAACUCCUCUCCUGGUUUGAAGUACAAAAGCCAGAAUUUGUUCAACCUGUUGACACUUUAAAUGGAUCCGGAGCAGUGACACCAAGUAGUGUGAGCGACAGCAGCACGUCACCAUCAAUCUUCAGGAAACCCUUCCUCCCAAUUUCUUCUCCUGCAUCGGGCUCUUUGAAUCAGUCUACCUCAAUGUCUCAUUUAGAGGGCGCUGGAAAGACCUGGAGCCGGAAAUCCUUAAGCCGCCCUCUCUCAGCGGUGUCCUUCAGCAUUCCUUUUGGCCUGGACAGUGAUGUGGACAUCGUCAUGGGGAACCCUGUGAUCACCCGCUCUGUGAGCUCAGACCAGCUGAACCCAGCAUCCAAGGCCAUGGCCCGGGUUCCAAACACCCCUCCUGAAUACGUCAGCCACUUCAGUAGCAAACCUCAUGGCUCCAGUGGGUCCCAGAGAAGCUCAUGGAGCAGCCAGUCGCCAAAUGUACCGCGGCUACCAGAAGAGAACGGUGUUGGUAGCAGCGAAACUGGGGAGCUGCCCACGAUUGAAGAAGCGCUUCAAAUCAUCCACAACGACAGCAAAAUGGAGCCUCGUUUACACCCCGACGGAGCCCCUGACGGUUUCUACCUCCACUCUCCUGAUGAUGUCGCUGGUUCCCGACACGCUAAGCCCACUGCGCCGGUCAGCAGCUCCGCUCCGUCUCGCUCCGGGACUCUUUUCCGACCUGCAGGGGAAUCCAAUGAAGUGGGUCGCACCAGGAACGGCUCUGAGUGUUCCCGCGACGACGAUUCAGUUCUGAGGGACGGCAGCGUGGACUCAGACGCAUCAGAAGACCUGCCCAAGGCCCAGUCCACGCCCAACACCCCCGCUGCUGGUUCUGCGAGAACACAUGACUCUUCAGACAGCGGGGUGAAGAUGACCACCUUCGCCGAGCGGAAAAAGAAGCAGGUCACGGACUCGCCCAAAGCCAGCCAACCGGCUCCUCAGAUGACCACAUGGGCACAGAAGACAGAAGAAAGCCCCAGCAAGAACCCAGAGCUUAAUAACGAAAUGUCUGACCUGGGGGUUCGACUUGAAGAAAAGAGAAGGGCGAUUGAGGCUCAGAAGAAACGCAUUGAGGCCAUUUUUGCGAAGCACCGGCAAAGGCUGGGUAAGAGCGCCUUCCUGCAGCUAAAAAAGGAGCAAGGUGAAGGAGAGGAGGAAGAGGAGGGAAGUGUUCCGUUGAGAAAGUCUUCCACUGAAGAAUCCCUCUCACGUCUAACACUGGAUGAGAGGCUGGCAGGGCUGGAGGAUGAAGCAAGACAAGGCGAACCCCGCCCCCCAGUGGACAAUGAGAGUAACGCCAGAGGCGCACAGAAAAUCAACACUGUCGCCUCCAACGAGACCGCCGCCGCAGCGGGGAGGAGCUCCGGAACACCCGGAGAGAAAGCGGCUCCUCUCGGGGACUAUAAUAACGCAGUGUCGAAGCUGACUGCAGCACUGAGCUCAUUACAGAGCGACAUGCAGAGACUCACCGAGCAGCAGAACCAGCUCAUCAACAACAAGGCCGCAGGCCCCGCGAACAAGUCCUGGGUCAUCCCAGCUGGUCCCAAGUCCUCCUCCCAAGCACCGUCCCCAGCGCACUUGUCCCGCGGGUCCCCCCGGAAUCUAAGCCCAGGCUCCCACAGAGUUGCGAACUACACCACUCCUCCCAAAUCUCCAAAACCCCAGCGAAGAGCCCAGUCUGUUCCCCCUAAGAGCCCCAAGCACAGUCGACAGUUAGACGCUAGAGUCCCAACCUUGGCCAGAGUCCUCAACACUCCUACAAACGUGGAUCGCAUUCCGCAUCUACGCCGAGUGAACCCCUCGCAGACCCAGGUCCAGACCUCCUCUUCCUUCUCCAUCAGUGACUCGGACGGAUUAGAGGAGCUGCGCUCCACUGUGUCGACGCCUGUACCCACACCGACCCCAUCGUCCACACCGAUCCCUCGGACCUCCCGGCCCCUGGCGGACGACACGAUCUCGGAAGACGGCCUCAACGACUAUCAAAGUAUAUUUAGCAUGGACCUGGACACGGGGGAACGGUCGCCGUCCAAAAGAGAUGAGCCUACAAAUGGAGCCUGCAGCUCCGGUGCGCCUUCAGAGUGCUCUUUUGAGAGUGACGCAGCUGCCGUGGUGAUGAAUGGGAAACGUAGCAGCCUCAUUGAGAUCCCUCUAUCUGCCCUACGGCAAGAGGAGGAGGAACCCGAAGCUGAUGCUUUAUCGGACGCCUUGAGUGACAGGACCGAGCCGGAGAUGAAAGGAGGCGUGGGCUUCUUUUUCAAGGACGACAAGGAAAGAACAGAGGACGAGAUGGCCCAGAGAAGAGCAGCCCUGUUGGAGAAGCAGCAGAAGAGAACAGAGGAGAUGAAGAGGCGCAAACAGGAGCAAGAAAAAGAGUCAAACAAACCCCAGUGGAUGGUCAUUGAAGGCUGGGGGAAAAAGAGCGAGGAACAGCCCCAAACACCAGGCACUCCUUCGGGUUCCCGCACACCGUCAGCCGAAGGGACCCCGCAGCGCCGCGGAGAGUUCACCCGGCAGGAGUACGAGCGCCGGCAGCAGCUGAAGAUCAUGGAGGACUUGGACAAGGUUCUGAGGCAGAAACCCACCACAGUGCGCGGUGUCAAGAAGCAGAGACCCAAGACCGUGUUCAGGGAUGACUCCGCCCUCUCGCAAAGUCCGGUCCGGGGCUUGUUAGGUUCCAGGCUAAACAAGGUCUACUCCCACUCCACCAUGAAUCUGUCGUCCAUGGCAAAUGACCCUGGAGGACUGAAUGUGCGAAAACCUGCCAGCCGCUCUCACUCACCUUCACGGCUGAGGUCGCCAGGUAAAAUGAGCGCUCAGAACGGCGACUGGGAGAAUGGCUCCACCAUUUCCUCCUCCGCCUCCAUCCCUGAAUACACCGGUCCCAAGCUGUACAGGGAGCCAAGUUUCAAGUCCAACAAGUUCAUCAUCCACAACGCCAUCACUCGCUGCUGCCUGGCGGGAAAGGUCAACGAACUGCAGAAGAACAAGAUCGUGGAGGAAAUCGAGAAGAGCCCGGCCAACCACUUCCUCAUCCUCUUCAGGGAUUCCAGUUGCCAGUUCAGAGCCGUUUACACCAUGAACCCAGAGACCGACGAGAUGAGUCGGCUGGCCGGCAACGGCCCGCGCGUCAUCACCCUGGACAUGGUGGAGUCCAUUUACAAGUACACGUCUGACCGCAAGCAGUUCUCCAGUAUCCCGUCCAAAACCAUGUCCAUGAGCGUGGACGCCUUCACCAUCCCCAGUCACUUCUGGCAGAAGCGGCCGGGAACCCCGAAGAAGUUAGGCACCCCAAAAUAAAAAAAGACAUCUCAUAGAUGCGCAGACUUCAAUCCUGACUCUGGCCAACUUUUACUUCUGCUGCGCGCACUUGAGAUAUUGUUCGCAUCCUACAGACUCGAUGAAUGACUUGGACGCAGUUGGUGCCAUGAAGGAAAAAACAGAACUGCGCUACCAAGAUUGUAAACAUGUCCCCUUUUAAUGAAUGACGCUCCUGCCUCCUAAUGCCUUGCCUUCGCCCAGCCACUGGGAGGCGCUCUCGCAACACUUAAAAAAAAAAAAAAAAAAAAAAAGGUCACUGCCUUCCCCGAGUUAAUCGGGCCAGAGUUGAUCUCUGAAUUCCUGCUUGCUCUCCUUUCGCUGCCUUUUCUAUCUCCAGGGCUCUUUGUCUGCUGCUCACAGGGACGUUAUUCUUCGCUCUUUCUUCUGAGUAAAAGAUCUCGGCUGACAGUGAGAGCCCUCAUGAAUGUAGGCCACCUCCCCUCCCUGUUCAGGGGUGUCUUGUUCUGGAAGGUAGUACAGUAGUACAGAAAGAAUCCUUCAUCUGUCAGCAUCUGGAUGUUUUUAUACACUUUUUUUUCAGCUGCAGAAGUGGCUUCAGAGCUGAACAAAUGGAAUCAUGCCUUUUCUUCUCUAUAUAAAGGUUCUUUGGCAGAACAAAGAUGGAGGCGGGCUUAAUCAUCUCGGAGAGCGAAAAGAUGCUAAUAUAUAUAUAUAAUGAAUGCUAAUCACUUUGAUAUUGACCAUGAUUUGUAAAAAAAAACAGUUGUAAACUAGGAAUAAGCUGCUUGAGCAUUCAUGAGCUGGAUGUUUGGGAUGCGUGAAUGAGGUUUGAAAUGAAAACGCUGGAACUUUUUUUUUUUUUUGUCUGAGGAUUAAAAAAAAAAAUCACGUGCAGAAGUCUGUUUUUUGUAUUAUGAUUCCGCAGCCAGUUUUAUAAUGAAGGAAUGUAGUUUCCCAGGACCGUGUGUGUGUGUGUCGAUGUUUGUGAUUCAUACUGCGACACGAGUUUUUCCACUGCGUCCGUGCGGAUGUUCCUCAUGACUGCCUCCAACUGUCUGAAUGAGAGAGGGUGAUUGUGUCAGAGCGCACCUGGUUUGUAUUUAUUUGUUGAGUCGUGUCGUAGAUGAACACAUUCUGAUUCUGUGCAAUCCUCCCGUAGAAGUCCCCUUCACCUGAUGUGUAUUUAUUUGGUUUGAAUUAGUUGGUUAUUCUUAUGUUUCAGGUCCUGUUUGUUUUUUUUCCUCAUUCAUUUCAUUUUUUUUUCUUUUCUGUCAUUGAAUCUGUGCCACCUGAAAUUUGUUGUUUAUUCAUCUCAUACUUACCUUUAAAACUGGACCAGGUGAAUAAACAUUUUUGAGAGCAUUUUUACCUUCUUCCUCUA